This is a messenger RNA of Leptomonas pyrrhocoris, 2398 nucleotides long. Its product is annotated as putative mitochondrial carboxypeptidase, putative,metallo-peptidase, Clan MA(E), family 32. Gene Ontology annotation, molecular function: metallocarboxypeptidase activity. The record is from RefSeq and is a predicted model, not a curated record. Bases 884 to 2398 code for a protein of 504 amino acids. Lineage: Eukaryota; Euglenozoa; Kinetoplastea; Trypanosomatida; Trypanosomatidae. Gene Ontology annotation, biological process: proteolysis. The transcript has a single exon.
GGAAAGCUUCUCUUUUACAAGCUGUUUUUUUCUUCUUCUUCUUGUGUUGGCUGCUUGCGUUUUUUUGCUGCAGAUUCCUCCUCGCUUUUUGUUUUACCGUGUCAUCGCCCUUGUCUAGUGUUCGAUGGAUAGAAAGACCGAAGAGGAAAGUAAAAGACGCGACAACAGGGACCCCCGCCUCUCCCUCUCUUUAACCGGUGGCAGUCGAACUCUUGCUCGUUGCCGUGUGUGUGUGUGUGUGUGUGGAGUCUGCAACUUUAACGCAUGCAUGAGAAACUGAGUUGCUCACCCCUCCCUCUUUGGAUUGUUAUUACCGACCAACGUGCUUCUCGAAGCAUCCUCCUUAUCAAAAGCACAAGCGAAAGAAAUACAAAAAGCUCUGCUUUUCAAUUCAAUACGCUUCCUCGCGUCCAGCAAUGGAGCAACUCCUGCGGAUACUCUACACUAAGUCGUUGUGUUCACUUCAAGCCCGCUCUUAUGUAUCGCGGCCCUUUUGUUUUUUGGGCAUGGGCGCAUUCGUUGUCAAGUAGAUGAAACACAACAUCAACAACCAAAAAAGAGGAACUGGACGUCUUCAGUUUUUGAAGCGACGCGUGAACGACGGGGCUUACUGCUGAAGGUGCUGCUGAGGUCCUCUACCGUCCGGCCACCUUGAAUUGUGUGGCUUCUUUUGGCGGUUACGCAUUCAUCUACCCUUUGUAUUCUCUCAAUGUCGCAUCUCUUUCUUCUGUUCUUUUCGUUUUGUUUCUUCCCAUCUCUCUCCUGCUCGUAGCUUCCAUUCCCAUUCGAGCUUUUCCGUUGUGCACACGCGCAUUUACCGAACCGCAUCAACACCACUCGCCGGAGUCUCUCACUCUCUCCUCCUUUCACCCUCUGUAGCACCAUGUGCGAGGCGUACAACGAGCUGGAGGAAACGUUCCAACGGCUCUACCGCUUCCACCACCUCGCCCAGCUUGCGACAUGGGACGUGCAGACGAUGAUGCCGCCGAAGGGCUCCAACGCUCGUGGGGCGGCCAUUGCAGAGCUGAAGGCAGUCACGCAUGAUCUUCUCACCAGUGAGCACACAAAGAAGCUGCUGGCCGUGGCGGCGGCGGAGGCGAAGUUAACCGCCGCUGAGCGCGCCAACCUGCGUGAGAUGAAGUACCGGCACUUGUCGGAAAGGGCCCUCCCAAAAGACUGUGUGACCCGCAAGGCGAAGUUGAGCGCCGAGUCCAGCGUGACUUGGGCCAAGGCGCGCGCCGAGAACAACUUCUCUCUUUUCGCCCCAUAUUUGAAGCAGGCGGUCGCGAACGCGCGCGAGGAGGCGCGCUACCGUGGCGCGGUCUUCGGCACAGGGCUGUACGAGUCUCUCUUCAACAUGUACGAGUCAGGCAUGACGCUGGACAGCGUAGAUGCCAUUUUUCAAGACAUCAAGGUGUGGCUGCCGCCCACGCUGAAGCGCAUCCUGGCGAGUCAGAAGGAGCGUGCCGCGAGCAUGAUCCCUUUGCACGGGCCGUUCCCAGUGGAGAAGCAGGUUCCGUUGUGCCGGUACAUGGCCGAGACGUGGGGCUUUGAUUUUGAGGGCGGCCGGCUGGACCCGAGCGCCCACCCCUUCACCGGCAUGACGCCGGAAGACACGCGCAUCACCACCAACUACAGCACCGCCACCUACACCAAGGCGAUGUUCAUGACCAUUCACGAGACGGGGCACUCCCGCUACAACGUCAACCGAGGCCCGACGGACAAGCGCGGCCAGCCCGUCGCCGACGCCCGCUCGCUGGUGAUACACGAGAGCCAGUCCCGCCUUGGUGAGGUGGCCGUCGCGCGCUCCGCCGCCUUCGCCGAGUACGCGACGCCUGCACUCCGCCGCUUCCUCGGCGACGAUCCAGCCUUUGCAUCCGUGGAGAACGUGCGGCAGGUGCACCAGCACGUUGAGCCUGGCUACAUACGUCUCACGGCGGAUGGGGUGUGCUACCCGCUGCACAUUCUUCUGCGCUACGAAAUCGAGCGAGAUUUGAUUGAGGGAAGGAUGGAGGCGGAGGACGUGCCGCGUGUGUGGAACGAGAAGAUGCAGCAGUACCUUGGCCUGUCGACGGAGGGUAAGGACAACGUGGGAUGCCUGCAGGACAUGCAUUGGUCCACGGGCACACUCGGCUACUUCCCGACCUAUACGCUAGGCUCCAUGCUGGCGGUACAGUUGAUGGCCGCCAUUAAACGUGAGAUUGGUGAGAACACGGUGAACGAUGCGAUUCGCACGGGUCAGCUGAAGCCGAUCUUGGAGAAGCAGAAGGAGAAGAUCUGGGACCACGGCUGCCGUUACCUCACCGAUGAGCUCAUUCGCAAGGCGACUGGAGAGCCGCUGAAUCCACAGUAUUUCAAGGACUAUAUCGAACGACGUUACCUCCGCGGUGAGGACUGA